UGCAGCUGGACUGCCUCCUAGUCACGGCUCAGGGAACACCCACCCCUCGGUGUGCGUGCAGGCUGCUGCUGAUUCAAAGUCAAAUGUAGUUUGAUACGAGUAGCGUUUCCGCGGAGCUGAGCCGCUAAAAACAUUCUCCCAGCGAACCGGAGCUCCGUUUACCGGAUAUAAAGUGUUCAGAGGAGACGUAAAAUCCUGCCGGGACCGGGGCCACACGCUUGUUACAUUGGUGCCAUGUUUUUCUAACGUUGCCCGGAUUAUUAGAUGAAGCACACACCUGCGGCUCGCUGUCCACUGUGAAGCAGGAUGAACAGAUAUGAAGCUCCAGCGCUCGCCUCUGGCAUCAUCAGCUCCUCGCACAUCAACGGCCAUGGCUCUCAGUCUCCUGAGCCUCCUAAAAACAAAGCCAAGUCUGGUGCCAAAGCUCUCCAUGAACAAGGGAAACACUACACCAAAAACAGCAUCAACAGCCUGACGGACACGUCACAGUACCACGUGGAGCAUCUCACCACAUUCGUAUUGGACCGUAAAGACGGGAUGAUCACGGUGGACGACGGGAUCAGACGUCUCCGUCUGCUGGAUGCCAAAGGUAGAGUGUGGUCUCAGGAGAUGCUGCUGCAGGUGGAGGAGAAGACUGUCAGCCUCAUCGACCUGGAGACAAGGAACGAGCUGGAGAACUUCCCCAUUGGGACAAUCCAGCACUGCCAGGCUGUGAUGAACACCUGCAGCUACGACUCCAUCCUGGCUCUGGUGUGUAAAGAGUCCGGUCAGCCUAAACCAGACCUCCACCUGUUCCAGUGUGACAACAUCAAGGCGAAUCUGAUCCACGCAGACAUCGAAAGUGCCAUGAUCGAUGCCAAAGGAUGCAAAGUGAAGAAGAGACCAGAGACACUGAAGAAGGGGGUGGGACCCACCCCCCCCCCCCCCGCCGCUCCCGCCCCCGAACCCCCUGUAUCGUCUGAGCAGGUGGAUGUAAAGACCCGCGUGGCUGCCUGGUCGGCCUGGACCAAUGAGCAGCAAGACUAUGAGAGGCAGAGGCAGGUGUCAGCGGACGGACCGGUGGACCUGACAGCAGCCAGGGUAGACAGAGACGUGCAAAUCCUGAACCACCUCCUGGACGACAUUGAGUUCUUUGUGACCAAACUUCAUAAGGCCGCCGAGGCCUGUAACGAGCUCUCCAAGAGGAAGAAGACCAAGAAAGGCAAAAAGAAAGGUCCUGGAGAGGGCGUCCUGACUCUACGCUCCAAGUCCCCCAGCGAGGGCGAGUUUGUCGACUGUCUGCAGAAGUUCAAACACGCCUUCAACCAGCUGGAGAAACUGAAGGAUCAUAUCCAGAAUCCCAGCGCUGUGGACCUGCUGCACUUCCUCUUCACUCCCCUCAGCAUGGUGAUCCAGACGUCGGGCAGCGUGGACCUGGCUCGCAGUGUCGUGGUUCCUCUGUUGACCCGAGAGGCCAUCGACUUCCUUCACACCUCAGGAACAGCAGAGGAGAGACACCUGUGGGUCACUCUGGGGGACGGGUGGACCAAAUGCAGGUUGGAGUGGCCGAAGGAUCACUACUUUCCUCCCUGUGCGCUGAAGUUCCGUGAUGGCUGGGAGCCCCCAGCGUUCUCGGUGGGUCCCGGUCGAGAGCAGGAGCUGACCCAGCUGGCGGAGACGCUGGUCAGCGCUGAGAUCCAGAGACACGAGGAGCUGGAGGAGCAGUCGGCGGUGCAGAGGUCCCCCCCCGCAGACGGGUACGCCUUCUCCGACGCCUCCUACAAACGCACGCAGAUCCUGGAUCAGGACAUGGCCGUGGCUGCACUUAAACAGGCCGUUGGUCGCCGUGUAGACCGAAGUUUUGAUGUGGACAGCAGAGGCCAACCGAAACAGUUCGCCAAGUCCAAAUACGACUUCGUGGCACGAAACAACACGGAGCUGUCUGUCCUCAAAGACGAGGUUGUCGAGGUUCUCGAUGACAGGAAGCAGUGGUGGAAGGUUCGUAACGGCUGCGGGGCGUCCGGCUAUGUGCCAAACAACAUCCUGGAGAUGACCAAAGCCGUGGACAUCACUGGCCGAGGAGAGCCCGUCUACAGCCACACCAUCCAGAAGCAGAGUACGAGGACAGACCACAUUCCCAGUAAACCAGGAGCCGCUCCGAUGCCUCCAGCCCCUGUCAGGGUCCCCACGCCUCCACUGCCUCCCCCUGCCGCCGAGCCUGCCAGACCGGCCCCCAUCAGCCGCCAGAACAGUAUCACGUCCAACGGCAGCGUGGCCACGAGGGACCACAACAGCCAGGGACCAGUAGUUGUCGACCGCAGGAAGUCCAACAUGGAGGAGGUUCAGGACGAGCUGAUGCACAGACUGACUCUGGGCCGCAGCACUCAGAAGAAGUUUCAGGUUCCCUGUCGCAGUAACAGCAACCUCCACCCGUCGGUCAGCAUCACCUACGAGUCCACACCCGAUGAGGUCAAAGCCUGGUUGGAGGCCAAAGGCUUCAGCCCCGUCACCAUCACCAGCCUCGGCGUGCUGACUGGAGCUCAGCUGUUUUCUCUCAACAAAGAGGAGCUGAAGACAGUUUGUCCCGACGAUGGCGCUCGAGUCUACAGUCAGGUCACCGUCCAGAAGGCCGCACUGGAGAAGAGUUCAGGCUCUGAGCUCCAGGAGAUCAUGAGGAGGCGGCAGGAGAAGCUGGCAGCCAGCACCUGUGACUCAGGGGUGGAGUCCUUUGAUGAAGGCAGCUCCCACUGAGCUCCACCUGCCGCUGCCCCCUCCCCUCACCCCCUCAACUUGACUUUUUUUCCCCUCUCGCUGUUUCCUCACAUCGUUGAUCCCCAGGCGUUGGCCGACCUCACUGAGUUUGUGGACAUCAUGUGCCGCAGGCAGGAGCUCCUCGGCUCAUCUCCAUAGACAGUAAAAAGAAAAGCCAACCAUCCCAGCGACCUCUGGACCAUCUGCUACUAAAACUCAGAGCGAAUCCUGCCAUGUUUGCCUGAAACUCAUGUUGGCACUGUUGGGCCAUGUUGCUCCGUCUGUGUUUGUAAAAGUGAAGAGAAGCUGCUUGGCAGCUCAUUUUCCAAAGCAAGGCCCCUCGGCUGCAGUUUGUGCCUCUCACCUGUUGCUUUGUGAGGUCAUACAGCCAGACAUUAGUUUCUCUGAAAGACACGACCCUGGCCACACUUAGUGCUGUUUCCACAACCUCGAGCGGCUCUUCUGACCACGGCAGCUACAAAUCUGCAUGUCCACUAAGAAGGUUGUCACCUGAGACGACAGUGUCUUACUCUGGACAUGUCUGUCUGUAGCAGGAGUGCAGCUUAUCACCGACAGCAGCAUCAUAUUUUAUUGCACUGUACAUACUUUGUGCAACAAGACUUUCAGUACUGAGGAUUCUGCAAAUACACACAUCCUUUUAAAAAGUAAUUUGGGUUUGUCUUCCUAGAAACAGAGUCUCUGACCCUGUGACUUCGCUGCAGUGGAGAAACUUGGGAGGCACAAACUGGGCACAUGGUUACUGACUGGUUGCUGGUGCAUCCAGACAUGAAGUCACUGUUGGUGUGGAUAUGUUGUUCUAGGAAACGCAUAAGGACAAUGAUGCCUAUAAUUGUACAGUUCAGAUCUUUUGGCCAAGAGAAUGAUGAUAUUCACAGUAUAAAAUCUUAUUUUAUGGAAAUGUCAAACAUUUAAGUAAAUGAAUAUAAGUGAUAGACCUGCUCAGCUGGAGACGCGACCGGCACCGACUUUAGGACCAUUUCUAAUAUAUGAACAUCCUGUGACUUACUUAGUGAAAGUCUUAGUCUUAUUUUCUGAUAUAUUAUUAGAUUAGUCGAUCAGCAUUUGUGCACAGUGAAGAAUCAGUUUCGUGUUUUGUGGCUGCUUCAUUAAAUUUUUACAGAAAAAUUCUCAAAGCUUCUCCGAAGCCUGGCGUGAGUGUAGUCUGCUGAGUCAGCAGAGUCACUUUAACCUGAUGGAUGCGUCUUCAGGCCCCGCCCGCAGCAACAGGUGUAGGGUCGUAAAGUGCAUGGUUCCUCUGACGGAUCUCUGAGAUUAGAUGGAUGAAACUGGGCUUUUCACCCACUCUGCCCAGUUGAGCCUUGUUGUCUCCAGCUGUGGCACCCUGCAUGUUGAUUCAGUGUUGGCGUUGUUGUCAUACUUCCUGGAACAGUUUACGUAAGCCGUGCGGUUCCUGGGAAAUUAAACCUGACUAAAUGGACACUUUGGACUAAAUGGACUGGGAGGAGGUGGUGUUCCCACCUGAAACAAGUGCACGCAGGUUUUUUUCAGUUUGGACCCAGAGUGGGACGGUUUUUAAUCUUGUGAAUACUAAAACUUUGAGGUUUUACUUCAGUGACGAUUCCUGACCCACUCACUUAGGGCAGCAUGUCCCUACUGUGCUUUCUCUCGGUUCAGCCGCCUGGCGUCGGCCUGGACUGUCUCGCUCCACGCUGUGCUGGAGACGGCGGCGCUAUAGAGCUGAUCUGACAGUGGUGCUCUCUUCACCUGAGCAAGCUCACAAAGGGACAAAGCACUACAGAAUUUUGUUUUUAUAGACUGUACGUUCUCAGAUUCGGCCUUUAUCCCAAGUGCACCUGCUCCCCAGGUGAUUCAGAUGGAAAACCUUGUCCAUUUACCUGGGAUCACUUUAACACUUGAACCAUUUUUAUUCACCAACUUCUACAUCGCUGUGUUCAUUCAGCUGCUCCUGUGAACUCUUCCCCUCAAAGGCCACAAUCCUUUCCUUUCCUUUCCUGGUAGGCCUUCAACGUGAAGAAUCAACAAAGCGUAGCGUUUCACUGGUGGAAGUGGACGUGACUGGAAAGUAAAAUAUGUGUGAACCAUGUGAGCAGUUAUCCUGCAGCUGUCGUUGUGCCCUCAGCGUUUUUUUUUUUUUACCAGAUUAGUUUGUGCGGGCCACAAACGUACUCCACUGUCGGCUCUUAUUUGAGAAUUUACAGGACACUGUUUUUCUGCAAAUAUCAGCGACCAGAAACUGUUCAGAUGGUGGAAUAAACCCAUCAGCAAGCAAAAAAAAAA
Messenger RNA from Monopterus albus (swamp eel), 5010 nucleotides. It is a transcript of the gene eps8a, whose product is annotated as EGFR pathway substrate 8a, signaling adaptor. Gene Ontology annotation, molecular function: actin binding. Gene Ontology annotation, biological process: regulation of Rho protein signal transduction; positive regulation of ruffle assembly; Rho protein signal transduction. The coding region runs from base 307 to 2730 and encodes 807 amino acids. Gene Ontology annotation, cellular component: vesicle; ruffle membrane; plasma membrane. The transcript has 21 exons. Lineage: Eukaryota; Metazoa; Chordata; Actinopteri; Synbranchiformes; Synbranchidae. The record is from RefSeq and is a predicted model, not a curated record.